Messenger RNA from Acaulospora colombiana, 411 nucleotides. The record is from the annotation of a GenBank genome assembly. Lineage: Eukaryota; Fungi; Glomeromycota; Glomeromycetes; Diversisporales; Acaulosporaceae.
AUGGUAGAUAUUUUUAGUAGUGAUGAACGAAUGCCAGAUUAUACCUUUUAUCGAAACCUUUGGUGGGACAAGGGAGAACUUAGCGAAAAGGCAAAGUGGGAAGAAGUAACAUUACCAUAUGUUCCUGCUGAGGAGAUCGACAUUGAGGAAUAUGAAAGACGUACAGAAAACUUUAAUAUAUACGGAUGUUGGGAGUGGGUAGAAGGAAAGAUCGUAAUUUAUGAAUUUUCUUCUAUGCCACACGAAGUUGGGACGCGUGAUAGAAACCGUGGAAAAGGAACCGAUGCUUCGUUUCGACCAAAAAAGCCAGCUGUAACUGCGCCAAAUGGGAGAUCUUCCUUGGCCAAAUUUGGUUGUGGAAGUAACCUAUGCCGAAACAUUGGAUCAAAGAAGCGUUGCGCUACUGGUUAA